This is a messenger RNA of Rhizophagus irregularis DAOM 181602=DAOM 197198, 417 nucleotides long. RefSeq lists its product as uncharacterized. NCBI's taxonomy places the organism in Eukaryota, Fungi, Glomeromycota, Glomeromycetes, Glomerales, Glomeraceae. The record is from RefSeq and is a predicted model, not a curated record.
AUGAAAUUGCAUCCGUUAAGUCGUAACUUAAGAAGAAAUUGUUUUUUAAUCAAAUUAAUGCAAAUGAAUAUAUUAAUAGAUUGUGGAUUAUAUACUUCUUACUUUUUAGAAUUUCCACCUCGUGAUAUUAUUGGGUCAAAAGCACAACAACAUGCAUCAGUUUCUGUUGAAGUUUCUUCCAAUAUAUCAGAUCAUUCGGAUCAUACAUCAUCUUCUAAUGAUGCUAUAUUAGAAAAUAAAGAAAAUGAUAAGAAACGUCUGGAAACUCCUGAAUUUAGUAGCAUCGAUUGGAAUAUUAUUGAUUUCAUAUUUAUUACCAAUUAUAAUCAUAUGUUAGCUUUACCUUAUAUUACUGAAUAUACUAAUUUCAAAGGAAAGAUUUACGCUACAGAGCCUACAGUUUUAUUUGGACGGUAA